Messenger RNA from Verticillium alfalfae VaMs.102, 1200 nucleotides. Its product is annotated as YkgB. The record is from RefSeq and is a predicted model, not a curated record. Gene Ontology annotation, molecular function: 6-phosphogluconolactonase activity; protein binding. Bases 1 to 1200 code for a protein of 399 amino acids. Lineage: Eukaryota; Fungi; Ascomycota; Sordariomycetes; Glomerellales; Plectosphaerellaceae. The transcript has 3 exons.
AUGCGUUCAUCCCUUCAGUCCCUCCUUGCCGGCUCGGCCCUCUGGGCUUCGGCCGGUGCUGUCACUCUUUUCGCCGCUGAUUCGGGGGGUAACGUGACGACUCUUUCCCUCACUGGCUGCAGCAAUAAUUACACUCUCUCUGUCACCUCUAAGACGGCCGAUUGUGAGGUCAACCCUUCCUGGCUGACGCUUGACGGGCCCAACCGAGUGCUGUACUGCUACGACCGCGGUGCCGGUUCCUCUGUGUCCGGUUCCCUCAACUCCUUCGCCAUUGGAGAAGACGGUCUUUUGUCUCGUAUUGCGCGUGUCAGUGCCCCUCUCAGCGGAGUCGCUGGUGAGAUCUUGACAACCUCUACUGGUGCUCGGGGUUACAUCUCGGCCUCAUACAACCGCAGUGCCGCUGCCGUCUUUGCACUUGGCGACGAUGGCGCCCUUCCUGGUACGGGCCCCGUCCAGGUGCUCAACCCCACACUCGAGAAGACAGGCCCUGUCACCCUGCGCCAGGACCGCAGCUACCUUCACCACGUCAUCAUUGACCCCACAAAUGAGUAUGUGCUCAUUCCUGAUCUCGGCGGUGACCGUGUUCGCGUCUACACGUACGACCCUGUGACAGUCGCUCCUAUCGCCGAGGUGGCCGGACUUACGGCCCCGCCCGGCUCCGGUCCCCGCCACGGUUUCUUCCGCAAGGCCCGCAACGGGAAGACCUUCUUCUUCUUCAACGGCGAGCUUGACCAGAAGGUCUACUCGUACUCUGUCGAGUACACUGCUGCCGGUCUUGUCUUCACCCAUGUCUUUGACGCCCCGGCCAUUGAUGCCGCGCUGCCUGCCACCAGGGCUCCCACGAGCGAGAUCGCUCUGAGCCCUGACGGCCGCUUCCUCACCGUGUCCAACCGUGAGAAGUCGUUCCGCGACUCCCCUAUCCUCGGCACCGGCCCCUCGGACACCCUGUCCACGUUCUCCAUCAAGGAGGACGGCACACUCAAGCUCGUUCAGCUCGCUCCUUCGGGCGGAUGGUCGCCUCGCCAGUUCUCCUUCAAUAAGGCCGGUACCCUUGUUGCCGUCGGUCACCAGAACAACCGUACCGUGACCAUCUGGAAGCGCGACGUCCGGUCUGGCAAGAUCGUGCUUGAGGAGGAUGGCGGCAAGGUCGGUGAGGUUGUGCUCACUGGUGCUGUCGUUGCUACCAUUUGGGACGAGUAG